AUGCCUCGAUCAGGACGCGUCUACGAAGGACCACCGUCUAGGAUCGCCACGAGGAUCGGGCCCACCAUCGCCCUGUUGCUGAUUCUCCUCGAGAAUCGUCGCGCGACCUGCUUAAUGAGCAACUCCGUGGACGAUUGGGCGAGCGGGAACGCCGUGGUCUGCAAGGGAAUAAUUCCAGGCCUGUCGAAGGAGCAGCGCGAGCUAUGCCACAGAAAUCCGGACGUGACGGUGGCGGCGAUCAAGGGCCUGCAAAUGGCUAUAUCGGAGUGCCAGCAUCAGUUCACGUGGCACAGGUGGAACUGCUCGUCCCUGACGCCCAGCAGCAGAACCCAGCAGAGCAGCGUUCUUCUACAAAGAGGAUACAGGGAGACGGCGUUCGCGUUCGCGAUUUCGGCGGCGGGGGUGGCGCACAGCGUGGCCCGCGCGUGCAGCAUGGGCCGGCUGCUCUCCUGCGGAUGCGACCCGUCGAGCUACAAGGGUAAGCCGCCGGCCAAGGCCAGGGGCACGCAAUGGAAGUGGGGCGGCUGCUCUCACAACCUCGACUACGGCAUGGAGUUCUCGAGACAGUUCCUAGACACGCGCGAGAGGGCCGGGGACAUACAGUCGACGGUCAAUCUCCACAACAAUCAAGCUGGCCGCUUGGCGGUGGCGAGCAACAUGCAAGUGCGCUGCAAGUGCCACGGUAUGUCGGGUUCCUGCGAGCUCAAGACCUGCUGGAAAGUGGCGCCGGACUUCCGGCUGGUGGGCAAGACGCUCAAGGACCGGUUCCGGAACGCGGUGCUGGUGGCGCAGAGCAACCUGGGCAGCGUGACCCCGUUGACCAGAGUACGGGGAUCGAGGAGGAGGAGGCCAGAUCGACACAGACAGAGGAAGCACCGCGGCGGCGGCGGCGGCGGCGGCGGCGGCGGCGGCGGCGGCGGGAAUGGCGGCCGCAAGAGGAGGCCCAGGGAUCUCGCGAAGCAGCUCUUCUACUACCAAAAGUCGCCCAAUUUCUGCGAGAGGGACCCCGCGGCGGACAUACCGGGCACCGCCGGCCGCAGAUGCAACAAGACCAGCUCCGGCGGCGACGGAUGCGGCAGCCUCUGCUGCGGACGGGGCUACAAUGUCGUCAGGCAACGUCGUGUCGAGAGGUGUAGAUGCAAGUUUCAUUGGUGUUGCGUGGUGCAGUGCCAGAACUGCACCGUGGAAGAGUGGAUCACUGUUUGCAAGUGA
Colletes gigas is the source of this 1212-nucleotide messenger RNA. RefSeq names its product protein Wnt-10b (gene Wnt10). The coding region runs from base 1 to 1212 and encodes 403 amino acids. The record is from RefSeq and is a predicted model, not a curated record. Gene Ontology annotation, biological process: cell fate commitment; neuron differentiation; multicellular organism development. Lineage: Eukaryota; Metazoa; Arthropoda; Insecta; Hymenoptera; Colletidae. Gene Ontology annotation, cellular component: extracellular region. The transcript is spliced from 4 exons. Gene Ontology annotation, molecular function: cytokine activity; frizzled binding.